AUGGACGUUCGUCCAGUCAUAGACUCCAUAUUACCACCGCCAGGAUGGGUUCGUAUUGAAUUGGAACCGGUGGAUAUUCCAUUAGAACAAGAUGAUUCAAUACUUUUAUCAACCAUACAAUCUGUCAUACCUGGCGCACAUGGCCUUUAUUACAAAGAUGAAAAUUGCAAGAAGACCUUAAGCUACAAUGGCGCAACUGGUUGUAUAUCAAAAGGCCCACCAGGCUGGAAUUCUAAACCAAUUUACGUUGUACUUGCACAUGGAUGCCGUCAUUUCAACAGUACUGAUGCUGGACAAUACGGUAUUGCUACAGAACGAUUCGAAAAAACUGUCAAUUUGAUACAGCGUAUGUUAGUUCAAAGGUCAAGUUACGUAUUUAUGUUUGAGGGCGAUUCAACUAGAUCAGUAAAGUGCAAGUGCGAUGAUAACAGAUUACUGUCGCGUGAUGAAGAUGAUUCUGAAACUGGAAUUGAUGAAGAGAAACGAAGCGAUGAAUCUGGAUGCGAUAGACUGCAACUGUGGUCAAAUGAGGAAAUGAAUGAAAAAAAUUAUGAAAUUGAUGAAUUGAACAAGCAGAUCAGUGAUUUGAAAUGGAUCAUUGAAGAAUAUAAACAAGGGUUAAAAGAUGCAAAUGAUAGGACAAAUCAUUUGGAAAAUUUGUGUAAAGAGAAAGAUUACGUGAUUGAUGACGUGACGAAUAGAUUACGUGACUUAGAACACCGUCUUUUCGAUGUUCCAACUCUUCAAAGCACAGAAAAUUUGAAUUCUCUGAUCAAUGAUCUGCGAAAAGAAAUUGAUGCGAAGAAUAAUUACAUCGAACAGUUAGAAAAGACCAAAAAUGAUAUACAAUGGUACCUUGGCGAACAUCAGCAUUGGCUACAAGAUGCCAAUAAUAGAAUUGGCAUUCUGGAAAAUGAGAAAUUGGAAGGGUGGCAAAAAGUUUGUGAAUUAGAGGAAAUGCUUAAUCAGACUAGAACUGUUGCGACAAUUGACGACUAUAAUGACAUAAAAGGAAAAAUGGAAGAAUUGCAAGAAAAGAUGGAAGAUAAAAGACGUGAAUGUGAUAAAUUAAAUGAAGAGAAGGAUGAAAUGAAAGUUAUUCUUAGCGAACAUAAAGUCUUAUUGGAAGAUGCCAAAAAGAAGAUAAGAUAUCUGGAAGAUGGGGAAAGUGAACAAGAUUGCUUGAUUGUAGCUAUAAUUAAAGAAUUAAGGGAUUUAAAAAAGGUACGAAGCGAUGCAUUCUUACAGUUGCAUGAGAAAAUCGACGAUUUGGAAUUGUAUUUGAAUAAAAGACAACAACAAUUAACAGAAAUUAAAGCAAACAAUGACGACAUUGAAUAUAAGACACUAAAAUGGUCAAUAAAAGAUUUGGUAGAGAAUAUUUCCGAUUUGGAUAACGGUCAUUUAAAUGAAUCAGUUGAACCGAAAAAUUAUGCUGAUUGGACUUUUAUGGAAUACAAGCAAUGGUUGCAGAAUCUGAAGAAGAGAGUGGAAGAACUGGAGAAUGCUACACAAAGGCUUAGUAAUGAGAAGGAUAUGGCAAUAACGAAACUUCAUGAAAUUAAACAACUUGAACCAAAUUUAGAAGAAUUGAAGAAAGAAAUAUCGGAAAAAAAUGAACGAAUAAUAGAAAUGGAAAAAGAUUUCAAUGAUAAACAAAAUGAACUUAAGUUGAACAUAGAGGAAUUAUUGCAUAAAUUAAAUGAAGCAAAAGAGAAUGCUACAAAAAACGAACAGAUGAAGAAUGAUACGGAAUGGAGUUUGGGUGAACAUCGUCAAUGGCUUACUGAUGCUAAGAAUAAAAUUAAUGAACUUGAAUAUAAACUACAAGGAACUAAUGUUGAAAAUUAUAACUUACGAGAAGAAAUUGACAAAUUAAAUGGCAAUAUUAGAACAUCGAUGGAAGCUAUCGAAUGCUUGCAGAAAGAGAUUAAUGAUAAAAACGAACAAAUCAUUUGCAUUAUAAAGCAGAAAAAUGAUGCUGAAAGGAAUUUUAAUGAAAAACAGCAAUUGUUAAAGGAUGCCAAUGAUAAGAUCAGCGAGUUGGAAUCUGUUUUGAUUGAAAAAAGUGAUUUCAUUGAAGAGUUGAAGAAAUACAAUGAGGGAUGUUUUGUGUUUUACUGCAAUCUUUUAAUUCGAACAUUUUUUCUGGAAGAACAGACAACUUUGCGUGAAAAACUUCAAGCGUUCGAAAAAACACUCAGUGAGGUUCCGAGCCAAGAAUUGAAAAUCGAUGAGCUGACUCAUUCGAUGGAAGAAAAAGAUCGAGAAAUCGCUGAAUUACAAAAAUCUCUUGAAGAUGCCAUCUUUCUACAAACUGUUCAAAAGGAAUCUCUGCAAAAUCUUACAUCGAAAUUGAAUGAAACCGAAGAAGCAUUAGCAAAAGCACCUAAACCAAAUGAAUUAAGUGAACAUAAAGUGGCAUUGGCUAAAUUGCAAGAAGAUUUGGAUCAGAAGGAUGCUGAUCUGGCACAUAUCAGUAAAGAACGAUCCGAUGCUGAAUGGUUCCUCGGUGAAGAAAGACAGCGCUUAAAGGAUGCUAAUCAGCGAAUUACUCUGCUCGAAGAAGAAUUGACGUGUGUGAAAGUGAAACACGCUGAUAUACUUCAUAAUUUGAAGAAUGAAACAUUUCAGUUGAAAGAAAAAAAUAAGAAAUUGAAAGAUACUAUGAUUAAAACAGAAUUUGUUAUAAAAGAUCUGUUGAAAGAUGAUGGAAUGACAGCGCUUAUUUUGGGACAAACUGAAAAAUCGGGAAGUUUGGAGGAAGAAUUCAAGCAACUACGCAAAAAAUAUAAGCAAUUAAUUGCUCUUCUUGCAACCACUCAAGAUCAUUUGGAAAAAAUGAAAAUGGAAGUUUCAGAAUUUGCAAAUUCCAAAGAAUUGUACAAAGUAAUCGAAAAUUUAAACAACGAAUUGAAUCAAUGUAAGGCAGAAAAUGAAAAUUUGUCGAAGCAGAAAAAGGAUACGGAAUGGGAACUUGACGAGCAUCGUGAAUGGCUUCGUAAAGCUAAUAAUCGGAUUACCAUUUUUGAGCAAGAAUUAGCACACACGAAAGAAGUAAAUAAAAAAGCGCUUGAGGUUUUGGGUGUGGAAAAUAAAGCACUAAAUCAAAAGAAUGCACAAUUAAAGGAAGAUGUGGAGCGUUUGCAAGACGAAAUUCAAAAUCUGUUGAUGGAUGGAACAAAAGAAGUUGGAAAGCAUAACUGUUGGGAAUGCAAGAAAGUUUCAGCAUUAAAUUGUGUUGAAAAUAUUGAUGAUGAACGCAGCUCGAUAAAAUGUUUGUUGGAAAAUUUGUGCAAGGAAUUGAAUUAUCAGAAAAUUAUUGAUACCCUUAUGGAGGAACGUAGCAAAGCUGAACAAUUUUUAGAAGAACGAAAGGAAUCGAUCACCUAUGCUUACAAUAAAAUUGUUGAUUUAGAGAAGCAAAUUUUAGAAAAUAUGCUGGAGGAGCAAUUGGAAGUUGCCAACAUAAGAACAAUUUUCACGAGAACAGCAGAAGAGACCGAGAAUAUUUAUCGUUCAGAAUCUUUGCAAUCAGAACAAUUCAUGCAUGUUUUAAAUUUUUAUUUAUUGAUUCUAAUUGAAGAGGUACUAAAUGGUAAUUGA
Cercopithifilaria johnstoni is the source of this 3606-nucleotide messenger RNA. The record is from the annotation of a GenBank genome assembly. Lineage: Eukaryota; Metazoa; Nematoda; Chromadorea; Rhabditida; Onchocercidae.